AUGAAGUCCCUCGCUAUAGUGUUAAGCUUCAUCAGCUCAGUGUACGCGACAAAUAGUGUAUGCAGUCAGGGCGCCAACAAACUACUUGUCCCUCUUUUGAAAAACUAUCAACCGGCACAAAAGUUCUGUACCUCUAGGUACUCGAUCCCUGUCUCUACUCGGACAGUCACUGCGGCGGCCAUUCCAAUAACAACAACGGACAUCGUCUCCGCCACCACUACCGUCGUAGUCACAACGACUGUGGUUGCCCAGGGUAUCAGGCGAGCAAACACGACACCGGCUAUCAAUCCACCCCAGCCUGCGCAAGACCACGGAAGAGGUCUCGAAGAGCUAAAUAUAGAUGCACAAUGGUCGAGCUAUCUCAAGGAAGCUAAGCAGGUCGUGCAGACGCUCUGCUCAUACAUCGAGACACCUCGGACCAGCACCGUCACCGCAACACCAACGACUCUCGUCACAGUGACAGCGACCAAAGUCGUCACCGCCACCACCGUCGCCACCGUCGCUGCUCGCGCCUGCCCGACCUCCACCAGCUCCUUUGCUCUCUUCGCUUCAGCCUCGAACAGUUUCGCAACAGUGAACUCGGCGACUCAGAAUCGUUUCUCCAUCAACCUCAGGUCCACUACCGCUGCUGGCGCUGCACAGUUCUUCUUCACAGACUCUUGCCGUCUCAGCGUCGUGGGCUUGUCCUCAGAGCUCAGCGUCGUAGUUGAUUUACCUGGGCAGUUUGUCUAUUACCACUUCGUAUGGCUAACGGAUCCUACGAUGGCUCAAACAUAUGAUGAGGCUCCAGUCGCUUGCGUCGUUAGUGCGGAUCUAACGUUGACGUGUAGUGUGAGGGACCAAAAUGUGUUGCAGCUCUUUGGAGAUCAGUUGAGUAUCGCCGCGUCAAACGAAGGUACAGCGUCGUCUUUUACGUUAGUGCCGGUAUAG
Messenger RNA from Alternaria arborescens, 930 nucleotides. RefSeq lists its product as hypothetical. NCBI's taxonomy places the organism in Eukaryota, Fungi, Ascomycota, Dothideomycetes, Pleosporales, Pleosporaceae. The record is from RefSeq and is a predicted model, not a curated record. The transcript has 2 exons. The coding region runs from base 1 to 930 and encodes 309 amino acids.